This is a messenger RNA of Phasianus colchicus (ring-necked pheasant), 3424 nucleotides long. NCBI's taxonomy places the organism in Eukaryota, Metazoa, Chordata, Aves, Galliformes, Phasianidae. The record is from RefSeq and is a predicted model, not a curated record.
CCCCAGCAGCUGAGGCUGCUCAGGGCCCCAUCCAACCCGGCCUUGGUCAUCUUCAGGGAUGGGGCGUGCACAGAAUCUAUUUAUGUUCUACUCAUUUUCAGAACUUUUGUCUUAUUUGGUUGCUUCCAUGCAAGUCUAGAGCUUCUCUGUUCUUUUUAUAAUUGCACUCAUAAUGAUCAGCUGCUAAUCAGUUCCUCAGCUGGGCUCCUGAACAGGGAGGAUGUGUGAUGGGUCACAUCAGUGAAUGCUGUCCUCACACAUAUGGGAGAUGUGAGGUCAGGAUGUAUCCCUCCUGCUGCUGCUUGUUCUUCAGUAAGAUUAUUGGAUUGCUGAAAUUAGAAGUUCUGCUUUUCUUCUUUCAGAAAAGUGCAGCCUGUGACUAUGUUAUCAGAAGAUAAUGAAGAAAGUGAAAAUGAGAGUAGGAGAGAUGCCAGACUGACUUCAGGGAAAAAAAAAAAAUCGUAACUGUUUGAAUUUUCUCUGAACACAACUGCUAACUUAGUAAAUGCUCAUAUGGAGAUGCACUUGUCCUGGUAUACAGGUGCUUUCUCUUAUAGGCCCGUUUCCAUUUAGAUGGAGCAUAUGACACUGGUGCAAUUGUGCAUAUACAGAAGUGGGUUUGUGUAACUGUGCCCAAGCCCGAGAAAGAAUGCAGAAGUAGGAGAGGAAAAGGGAGAGGGAAAUCAAAGAAUCAUGGAAUCAUUAAUGUUGAAAAAGAUCACUAAGAUUUUCCUGUCCAACCAUCAGCCCAUCCCCACCUGCCCACUAAUGGAGAGCAAGAAGUGUAAUUGGGCUGCAAGUGCAGAAAGGAAGAAAAUAAAAAAAUAAUAGUCAGGAAAAGGACAUGAAAAGGAUGAUUGGACACGCCGGGGCUGUGCCAGUAUUGUGAGCACUGCUGGGUGUUUGCUGCACGCCCUGUGAGCCCCCAGUGUAGUGCAGGGGGUGCCAGGUGGGAGGGGGUACCAGAUGGCUGCUGGAGCUCUUGUCUUCUGCAUGCAGGGGAAGUGGGACGUGGUUGGAACCCAGGCAGAGCUCCCAGCACCCUGAUGUGCAGAGUCUCACGUGGAUUAUUCUGAAAACAGAAGAAAAGUUACUUGCAGUCACCCGGAAGGAAGUAGCGAAAGUCCUGAAUGAAGCCUUUAAUAUUCGGGAAACCCCUUGCACAGAUGCUGCAAUCAUUCAGAUGUUAACAGAGAAGACAAAAGCAGCCCAGCACAUCAGUGAGAACCUAAGGGAGAAGGUGGAAGCUGUAUGCCUGGAGGAGUACCUGAGCUUCCUGGGCAGCUAUGAAAACAAAGUAAGAAGUGUUCUCCAGAAUGAUGGCUUCCACGGGAUCUCCAGCAGCUUGCAAAUCAUUGAGAACUUCAGCAUUCUCAGAACUAUUUGGUAUAAGUUAACGUACCUUUGUAGUGCCAGCACUGAUCAGAAUGCUAAGAUGAAAAGAUUUAUAGACAGGAUGGAAGAUGAGAUUACGGAGCAUUUUCUGAAGACAGUCACUUCUGAAGUCAAGGGAGUACUGAAGAAUCAUUUCCAAAAGAGUGACAGGGGUUUUGGACACAUCCUUGGAUUCUUAAAGCAAAGCUUUUUGAUGUUUAAGAAGGAAAAAACAGACAAAUAUCAGGCCCUUGUCAAGUCUGUGAACAACAUAAUUACUAACGAAUACAUGCAAGCCCUCCUGACCGCUUCCAGGAAAUUGUCUGUGCAGAGGAGGCAGAUUGUCAGCAAGAUGGAAGAAGAUCACAGGAUGCUGCAUACCAUCUUUAAAGAGUGCUUAAGUCCCACAGCUGGUGCUCUCAAGGAUCACAUCAAAGCUGUUUUAGAACUUAUUCAAGCUCCUGAUGCUGAGGGGAUGAAAAUAGCCCUGAUAUCUGUGCUCAGACAAUUUCCUGGUCUAAGGGAAGAACAUCUGAACACAGUGUUGGACAUCAAAGGGUCGCUCCAUCAAGAAGAUAGAGUUGCUUUAUUGAAGAUAUUUCAUGAUAAUUGUAGGAAAAUUGAAACAGAAAGCAACUUGCUUUUUGAAGAUAUAGAAGUAAAACCUGGAAUGUGUAAACGCUGUUGCUGCUUUUGUUGUUAGGAAAGCUUUCUUCUUGCUUUCACUGAGACCUACUGUGAGGAACAUGAAGUUCUCUCUCCCACAUGGCAAUAUCUGCAGUCACAGCUCCUGGAAAGCUUCAUGGACUCGUGCAGCUGGAUGCAUGAAGAAGUGUGGCAGCUGUGGAAGCCAGAAUUCCUGCACUUCUGCAGGAAAACCACAUGGCCCAGAUCCUAAUGUUCUAUGCAGAGACCAGGCAGAAGUUGACUGGAGUAUGGCUGAAAGACAUUCCUUUAAAAUUGCUUAGAGAAUGGUGCUUAGCUGAGUGCUGGUGGUUAUUCCCAAGAUGCGCUAUCAUGGUGUGGAGGAGGGGGAGGUUCCUCUCUGCCGAAUUUCUGUUAUACAGAGUCUCAUGCUUAACAAGGGACUGCUGCUCCAGAGUGCCCUAGCAGAUGAUACAGCAUGAUAACCUGCCUCAGGGCUCCCUGUAGAGCCUAGCCUGUGGGAGCAUGGGGCAGCCAUGGGCAUGGUGCAGGAUCCAGCCCCUAUAAGCCUGACCUGGUAGAAAUGUGAAAUGCGUCACACCAAGGUCACAAGCCCCAAGAGUGGGAGCAGAAGGUGGCAUUUGUCCUCGUGUCCCUUGCUGGGAUGGCUUAUGGCAGUUUCCUUGUGGGAUGGAGAGCUUUUCAUGUACAAGUUUCUCAGCUGAUGCUGGAGCACUUUUGCAUUCAUUUUUGUAUCUCAGUUACUGGAAAUUUCUUCUUGCUGUGUGAAGUAGCUCCUUUGGAGAGGGAGUGGAAGGCCUUGAGGGAAGUAGGCAGUGAAAGGAGCUGUUUGUCCCAGCUGCUGGGCAAGGUCUGUGCUGUUUUCAGAUGUGGAUAGGCAGUUCUGCUAAGGAAAGCACUAACUUUCAAGUUAUCUAUGGACUGUUCACACCCUCAAGCUGAAUUUGAUUCAAGGCCUUCCUUUAAUUUAGGUCAUUACAGACUUGUUCCUCUCUGGUAUAACCUGCAAGUUUGCAAGGCUGGGGCCACGUCCAGCUCCUGGGCUGUGGGAUGUUGUGCAGGUCUGAAUGAGAGCCACCACCGUGCCAUGCGAACAGCCCCUUUGGAUGUGCCAGCAAUGAAGCCAUAUCUUGGGCUGGCUCUGCAGGGUGGUGGACUCCUGUCACAGUGUGCAUUGCUGUGCUGGGAGUGCUGACAGCCUUGUCAAGCACGCCGGGUCAUCUGUCCUCCCGUGCUGCCUAAUUGCACAUUUUUUCAAGGGCAGGAAGUGAUUACAGCCCCAACUUUGUGAUGACGGGAUUAGAGGCAGCCUCUGUUUAUUGGAAUUUCAAUCAACGAACCUUCCAGAGAAAAUAAAUAAAAACCCCUUUGACAUUUUGAUCGC